AUGACAAGCGACGACCAGUUCUUCUUCGACUAUCUUGCGUCCAUACCGCAUGACGUAAGACGAUACUCGUUGCAGGUCGCCGACUCCAUCGACCGCCAGUUCGACUGGGCAGCGGCCACGAUCCGGGAUACCCUUUCACAUCAAACAUGGCUGCCGCCAUCGGUCCGACCGAGGUUGCGUGCUCAGGACAUGCGCUCGUCGCCGCAUGGGUUGGCCGACCGGGUCCAGGACUGGCUGGCUCGGCAUCGCGCGCUGACCGCGGCUAUCGUUGCAUUUGUCGGAACCGGGUGUGUUUUGCUAUAUGGGAACAAAAAGCUGAACAGCAAGCGGAGAAAGGCUAGAAAGGCUGGUAAUGGGGCACGAAAGGAGAUCGUUGUGGUUGCUGGAUCGCCGCAUGAACCUAUGACACGAGCUAUUGCUGCGGAUUUGGAGCGUCGAGGAUACAUUGUUUAUGUGACGGUUUCAUCUGCGGACGAGGAACAUCUUGUUCAAUCUGAGCACCGGGCGGACAUCAAAGCCCUGUGGCUGGAUCUGACAACGACCUCGCCGAACCAGUCCGAACUCCACCCUUCGCUUCAUGAGCUUCGUACCUUGAUCACACAGCCUCAGUAUCCCCUCCCAGGGAUGCCCCCGCAUACCUGCCAGCUGAGCGGUGUUAUCAUCGUGCCGUCGCCGAACUACGCCUCCGGUCCCGUUGCUACCAUUCCAGCCUCAUCGUGGGCCGACACCAUCAACACCCGUCUUCUUUCUCCCAUCCUCACUGCCCAGGUGUUCCUGCCUCUGUUGACCCUCCGCAGCAACAGCAGCUCUCUUAUUUUCGCCUACCCAUCCAUCUCAUCAUCUCUUUCUGCCCCCUUCGCUGGACCUGAAGUUACCACAGCCCGAGCGAUUUCAGGCUUCGCGACCUCGCUCCGCCAGGAACUUUACCUUCUCGAGAACGGAAAUGUCGAUGUCGUCGAACUUCGGCUUGGAAACAUCGACUUGGGCCCGUCCUACCGGAAUGCUCAGAACCAAAUUGCCGGGACGGAAGUUCUGGCAUGGAGCGCGCAGCAGCGGGCUCUCUACGGCUCCCAGUACUUAAACAGUAUUGAGCAGCGACCUGUCGCUUCUGCUGGGCCUGCCACUAUUCGCGGAUCUCCCGCGCGUGCCCUUCAUCACGCUGUGCUAGAUGCCUUGGAGCCAGCCUCCCGGAAUAUCUUUGGACGCCGCGUGCACAAGAAGGCCGUCAUGUAUGUGGGUCGAGGGGCGCGGUCGUACGGCGUGAUCGGUGACUGGGUGCCCAGUGGACUGGUAGGCUUGAUGAUGGGUUACCGCAGAGGGCAGGCCGCGGGCUUGGGCAGUCCCAGUAGUGGCAGUGAGACCAGCUGGGAGCGUGUUUAA
Messenger RNA from Penicillium canariense, 1380 nucleotides. Its product is annotated as DUF1776 domain-containing protein. NCBI's taxonomy places the organism in Eukaryota, Fungi, Ascomycota, Eurotiomycetes, Eurotiales, Aspergillaceae. Bases 1 to 1380 code for a protein of 459 amino acids. The transcript has 4 exons. The record is from RefSeq and is a predicted model, not a curated record.